AUGUCCACCCAAAAAGCAGUCGUGCAUGUGUCCGAAAAUGUCGCGGAGCUCAAGAACGAUGUACCGAUUCCACAGCUCUCCGGAGAUAAUUGGAUCUUGGUGAAGACCAAAGCUGUUGCACUCAACCCCACAGACUGGAAGAACAUUGCCAAAUCCAAUUCACCAGGCUCCAUUGCGGGCUGUGAUUACGCUGGUGUGGUUGAGGAAGUUGGAAGCAGUGUUACCAACUACAAGGUUGGCGACAGGGUCUGCGGAUUCGUCCGAGGAGGCGACCCCUACGACAAGGGCAACGGUGCGUUUGCCGAACAUAUCAAGGCGAAAGAAGGCAUCAACCUCAAAUUCGGCGACAACAUCUCUUUUGAAGAUGCUGCAACGCUGGGCGUUGGUAUAUCUACCGUCGCGCAAGGACUGUACCAGGAACUCGGCUUACCCUUCCCGCCCAACAAGGUGCAGGAGCCGACUCCUAUCUUGAUCUACGGCGCUUCAACCGCAACAGGCACACUCGCUGUGCAGUACGCCAAGCUCUCCGGAUGCGAAGUCUACGCGACCUCGUCACCGCACAACUUCGAUCUUCUGCGCAAGCUCGGAGCCGACCACGUCUUCGACUACAAGGAGGCCGACGUGGGCGCGAAGAUACGCAAAGCAGCUAACGACAAACUCAAGCUCGUUUUCGAUUGCAUCGGUGAAGGUAGCUCGACCGAGAUCGGCGUGGCAGCGAUCGGAUCCAGCGGUGGCCAUUUGUCAGCUCUCCUGCCCCCUCCGAAGGAAGUCUCGCGCAAAGAUGUCAAGGCCGUCUGGACGCUCGCGUACACCGCGCUGGGCGAAAAAUACAACGACAAGGUUCCUGAAAGUCAAAAGGACUACGAAUUUGGCUCCAAGUUCUGGAAGGCGUCGGAGGAGCUCAUCAAUUCUGGCAAGAUUCGCACGCAUCCGGCGGAGGUGCGCAAUGGCCUUGAAGGUGUACCAAAGGGGCUGCAAGAUCUGAAGGAUGGCAAGGUGUCUGGCGUGAAAUUGGUCUACAAGGUCGAGUAG
Molecule: messenger RNA, 1032 nt
Organism: Parastagonospora nodorum SN15
Lineage: Eukaryota; Fungi; Ascomycota; Dothideomycetes; Pleosporales; Phaeosphaeriaceae
Exons: 2
Coding region: 1-1032 (343 amino acids)
Molecular function (GO): oxidoreductase activity, acting on NAD(P)H
Source: RefSeq, a predicted model, not a curated record